GCAUUCUCCAUGCGUACUUUCUUCCAUAAUAAACAAAACCGUUGAGGUUUGUGCUAGGAAGGGCUACAUAUUGCGCCAUUUAUUUUCUUUUUAAAGCCCCUGUAACUUACUUGCUGCAGUCAUAAUUUUGUCAAGUACACAUCGCUUUUUUAUUUUGACCGAUCUGUUCGACGCUGACAUACUGACAGUGAGGCCGGUGAGGCGCGGUUAGCAUUGAAAGCACGCGCAAGUCACCCGUGCUCAAGCAUGCCCCAGGGAUCCAGGAAGGUGCCUUUCAGCGCGAAGCAAAAAAAGAUCCAACUGCAGCAAAAACGUGAACGGAAGAAGCUAGAGCAUGAGGGUGGCGGAGCCCCAAAGCCGCAGCCUGCAGCACAAGUUGCUGCAGUGCAAGAAGAAAAGCGUUCUUUGGGUGAAGUGAUACGCAUUAAUGCCGAAGGAGAUCUUGGGCAGCGAUCCAGCCGGGUGUUUCGUUACUGCCUGCAGUUUCGUAGAGAGACUCCACAGGAACUCGAAAAGCGCAAGAGAAGAGCACGGGAGCCAUACACUCCUCUAGAUGAGUCAGCCUUGGAAGUGAGCCCGGAGCAGUUCUUCCUACCUGGUUCUGCAUUGGACAUGCCUAAGCGACCACCAUGGAAUCGUUCUAUGAGUAAAGAAGCCUUAGAGGCCAGAGAGGCCCAGUAUUUUCGAGAGUACCUGGACAAAAUUGAGAACUCAUUUGCUGAUAGAGAGCUGAGCUAUUUCGAGCUCAACUUGGAGACCUGGCGCCAGCUUUGGCGAGUCCUGGAGAUGUCUGAAAUUGUGCUGCUAGUCGCUGAUAUCCGACACCCUGUGGUGCACUUCCCACCGGCUCUCUACAUACAUGUAACUCAAGAACUCGGAAAACGACUUGUGCUGAUCCUUAACAAAAUAGAUCUGGUUCCGGAUACCCUUACGGCUGCCUGGAUAACUUUUUUUCGCGAGCGUUACCCAGGCUUAGUAGUGCUGCCUUUUGCAUCUUAUGCAGGCAUGACAGCAAAGGGGAAGCGAGGAAAGCGCCAAGGCAAGCUACGCAUGGCCUCUGAAGCCUGUCGAGGGCUGCUCGAUGCCUGCAAAGACAUGGUAGGCGAUCAAGUGGACUUGACCUCCUGGAGAAGCAAGAUAGAGGAAGAACUUGCUGAGGAGGCAGGAGAUGAUGAUGAUGAAGAAGAGCACGAUGCACUAGCUUCGGCCCCCACAGAGCUCGUAGCACCUGACACCAGCUUCUAUGAAGAGGAGAGAUUCAAAGGGGGUCGCCUCACUCUGGGCUUCGUUGGGCAACCCAAUGUGGGAAAGUCAUCCCUGCUGAAUGCCUUAGUUGGACGUAAAGUAGUGAGUGUGUCGCGCACCCCUGGGCACACUAAGCACUUCCAGACCAUUUUUCUGACAGACAAUGUGCGCCUGUGCGACUGUCCAGGUCUAGUAUUCCCAAGCCUGCAGCCCAAGGCACUGCAGGUGCUCACUGGCUGCUUCCCAAUAGCUCAGCUGAGAGAGCCCUACUCAGCCAUUCAGUACAUAGCAGAACGAUUGGACUUGCCAGGUAUUCUGAAGCUGCAACCACUUGAUGGUGCUGGUGACACUCACAAACCUUGGUCAGCUUUUGAUCUUUGUGAAGCUUGGGCUGUGGAACGAGGUUAUCUGACAGCAAAAGCAGGACGCCCUGAUGCCUACCGUGCAGCAAACAGCCUCCUGCGCAUGGCCCUCGAUGGACGAACACUGUGCCUCGCAUUUCGGCCACAAGGUUAUUCACAGAGCAAAGGCUCUGAAGUAGACAGUGCUCUGUUGGCUCACCUUGCGACAAUUCGUGGGGAGCCCCCAGCCAAGAUUGCUUCCUCUGAGAGUGAGCAAGAGGAGAGUGAAGACGAAAGUAGUGAGGAAGAUGAAGAAGAGGAAGAGGAGGAGGACCACUUCCAGAGCAACAAGUUUGCAGCCUUGGCUAACGAUGUGGUGUAGGUGCUAGAACCCUUCGAAGACAGCAAUAAAAUUAUUUUUGGAAGUCAUA
Messenger RNA from Dermacentor silvarum, 2017 nucleotides. It is a transcript of the gene Ns4, whose product is annotated as guanine nucleotide-binding protein-like 1. NCBI's taxonomy places the organism in Eukaryota, Metazoa, Arthropoda, Arachnida, Ixodida, Ixodidae. The record is from RefSeq and is a predicted model, not a curated record. Bases 247 to 1968 code for a protein of 573 amino acids. Gene Ontology annotation, molecular function: GTPase activity; GTP binding. The transcript is spliced from 12 exons.